UCCAAUAUGUGAAUAAUCGCAUUCAAUCGAUACAAGGCCAUAAGACAACAAUUCUGGUGACGGAAUAGGAUGCGGGGAAACGAGAUUGUCGGACGACGCACGUCUGGGAGAUGAUUCCAUUUUCUUCUUCGACAUGAUGGGAAGAACUUUCUUUGUCUAACAACACUGUAAUUAAUUGAUCAGUUAUCCGAGUGACCGCAAGUUUUUCCCGCAGAAUCGGUGGACGAUUAUAAGCCGAUUUCUUCCAGUGGAGCCAGCAAUGAAAGCAGGGCAGAUCAAAGCCGGAUAUUAAGCGACGUCGAUGCCGUUUUCAUCAGCCGUGUGGUUGAAAAGUAAGUUACAGUCUCACAAGCUAUUGAUUGGCGCGUGUUGAAUUUUGAAGCCGUCGAGUUGUGUCUACAUUAAUGAACUAUCUUAUGUUGUAAACAACUGUGUGUGGUUUUCGUUGUUAACACUCGAACACCUUUGCUGUCCAAACACACGUCUGUUCAUGCACUUGGCUUGUUAAGAAGACCUGCAACAUUACUGUAGAGAACAAUUAAACGGAUUAAGCUCAACUUAGAGGUAUUAUAGUUUACGAAAGAAACCGGAUGUCGGCAAGUCUCAUCUAAGAAAACUAGAGCUAUCUCUAUAGAAGGCACAUGACGAGUGAUGAUUGGAUGGCUCGAAUAUUACAGCGUGAUUGUUCUUCUCCUAGUUGACGUCACAGCGUCGGAUUCCCUGGGUGGCUGGGGUCAGUGGGGACCCUGGAGCAGCUGCUCGGUGACCUGUGGAUUCGGGUCAAUCAAGCGGAACAAGCAGUGGGAGUACCCGGAUGGUAGGACAGCGAACUACACCCUGACCAAAAUAGUGGAGUGUUUCAUCAACACAACCUGUCCUACUCAUGGAGGCUGGGGAAUGUGGACCGGAUGGACCAGGUGCCCGGUGAUGUGCGGCGGCGCGAACGUAACCAGAACGAGGCUAUGUAACGUUCCUGUACCCAGUAAUGGCGGCAGGUUUUGUAACGGGUCCUCUACGGAUUCAAUGAUCUGCGGCAAUAGUACAUGCCCUGAAAUCCCACCUGGAUUCGAAAUGAUGAGCUGUUUUAACGCCUCCAUGUUUGUAUGUGAGAGCGGAGAGCACUGUGUGCCUAAGUCUAUGAGGUGUGACAUUAAGUUGAAUUGUCACGAUGGCACGGACGAGAAAGACUGCAUCAUUUCCCUGGGGAUGGGUAUUAACUCCUCCAUACAGAAAUCAAAGUUUCUAGCUGUGAUAUUUACUUUGCUGACAAUAUGGGAGAAACUGUUCGUUACUUGAUUGGCGGAUGUGUACUUCAUGGUUAUCACCCAACUGACGUCAUAGUUUUUACAUACAUGUAUGUAGAUACGUUAUCAUAUAUUCGAUGGACCCUUGUGUUUUGUGAUAACAUGGACCAAGACAAGGGACCAUGACAUUUGACCUAACAAGAUCUGCUGGCAGUACAUCCCAUCAUGUGGCUUGUCUAGUAGCAACUGUUUUACACAUUAAUCAUGUGUCCAUUGAGUGUUAAUAAAGUGCAUAUUUAAUGUUACUGUUGAUAUAUGUGCAUUGUUUUCGUCAAUAAAUGAGAGAGAGAAAGUUUUUUCAUUUAAAA
Molecule: messenger RNA, 1612 nt
Organism: Magallana angulata
Lineage: Eukaryota; Metazoa; Mollusca; Bivalvia; Ostreida; Ostreidae
Product: thrombospondin-2-like
Exons: 7
Coding region: 652-1296 (214 amino acids)
Molecular function (GO): protein binding
Source: RefSeq, a predicted model, not a curated record